Durusdinium trenchii is the source of this 930-nucleotide messenger RNA. NCBI's taxonomy places the organism in Eukaryota, Dinophyceae, Suessiales, Symbiodiniaceae. The record is from the annotation of a GenBank genome assembly.
AUGGUCUUCAAGUCUUCGCUUGACAUAUUGAGUCGAGGUGAAUACUUCUGCGCCAGCACAAAGGGCUGCCACAGCAUUGUCUCCUGCCCCAAGACCCGUGCGUGUCAGCUGAAAUCUGCAGUUUUGGAUGGCACGGAGAAAUGGAAGCACGACCCAUAUUGCCAGACGUGGUAUGUGAACAUGGCAAGCGCUACGGUUGGUAAAUGGGGAGGAAGACCUGUGGAGUACAAGCAGUGUGACAAGGGCACAGUUCCCAAGGGUGCUGAGUGUGUCAAAGCUGACGGCCCUGCGAGCAUGACCUUCUAUCAAUACAGCGCGCAGAAGAAGUACGACCCUGACCGCGUUUGGGAGAAUGUGGACAUGGCAAGUCUCGGUGGAGUACUGUUUUAUCUUCACAAUGAAGUGGUGGACAGCAAGGGUGAGCAGCUGUCCAAAGAUGGAAAGAGAUCGACAAAGUUCGACAUUGAUCGUAUUGUGCGUUUCAAAGUGACUGUGCACAACACAGAGGCUCUUUGGAAACAAUUCCGUUCACAGUUUGGACAAUUCAUUCAGUUCGACUAUGGGCAAGCCACUUUUGGUAUGCCUGACCAUGUGAAGAAAUGCAAUGAUAUUUGGACAAAGUUUGGUUUUGAAGUUGGAUGCCAAGUAGUUCCAACGGGAGUCUCUGGAUAUGAAGGCGGGUUUUGGAGCUCCUUCCCGGGACGCUGCCCCUCCAUGCCCUUCACAGAGAUUUGGCACGACGAUUCUCCCCAGGGUGGUCAGAAGAAGACAAGCACUUGCAUGAGAGAUUGGGCAGGAGGCUCUUGCCCAGAGCCUGACGGGACACCUGAUUGCACUUGGCACAUCGAGCCUGCUGGAUAUGCAGCUUGGUCACAUUGUCAUAGAAAAAGGUGGAGUCAGAUUGAUGACAUUGCAGAAGGAGAGCGAUGA